GUCGCGCCGGGCCGGGCUGCGCCCGAGCGGGGCGGCGCUGCCUGCAUGACCCUCCGGCGGCGCGGGGAGAAGGCGACCAUCAGCAUCCAGGAGCAUAUGGCCAUCGACGUGUGCCCCGGCCCCAUCCGGCCCAUCAAGCAGAUCUCCGACUACUUCCCCCGCUUCCCGCGGGGCCUGCCCCCGGACACCGGGCCCCGCGCCGCUGCGCCUCCGGACGCCCCCGCGCGCCCAGCCGCGGCUAGCGCCGGCCGCCGCAGCCCCUCCGACGGCGCCCGCGACGACGACGAGGAUGUGGACCAGCUCUUCGGCGCCUACGGCACCAGCCCGGGCCCCAGCCCCGGCCCCAGCCCGGCGCGGCCGCCCGCCAAGCCGCCCGAGGACGAGCCGGACGCCGACGGCUACGAGUCGGACGACUGCACCGCCCUGGGCACGCUGGACUUCAGCCUGCUCUACGACCAGGAGAGCAACGCCCUCCACUGCACCAUCAGCAAGGCCAAGGGCCUGAAGCCGAUGGACCACAACGGGCUGGCGGACCCCUACGUCAAGCUGCACCUGCUGCCAGGAGCCAGUAAGGCAAACAAGCUCAGAACAAAAACCCUCCGUAACACCCUGAACCCCACGUGGAACGAGACCCUCACUUACUACGGGAUCACGGACGAAGACAUGAUCCGCAAGACCCUGCGGAUCUCCGUGUGCGAUGAGGACAAAUUCCGCCACAACGAGUUCAUCGGGGAGACGCGGGUGCCCCUGAAGAAGCUGAAACCCAACCACACCAAGACGUUCAGCAUCUGCCUGGAGAAGCAGCUGCCGGUGGACAAGACGGAAGACAAGUCGCUGGAGGAGCGGGGCCGCAUCCUCAUCUCCCUCAAGUACAGCUCGCAGAAGCAGGGCCUGCUGGUGGGCAUCGUGCGCUGCGCACACCUGGCCGCCAUGGACGCCAACGGCUACUCGGACCCCUACGUGAAAACAUACCUGAAGCCAGAUGUGGACAAGAAAUCCAAGCACAAGACUGCGGUAAAGAAGAAAACCCUGAACCCGGAGUUCAACGAGGAGUUCUGGUAUGAGAUUAAGCACGGGGACCUGGCCAAGAAGACGCUGGAGGUCACCGUCUGGGAUUACGACAUUGGAAAAUCCAACGAUUUCAUUGGCGGCGUGGUUCUGGGCAUCAACGCCAAGGGCGAGCGCCUGAAGCACUGGUUCGACUGCCUGAAGAACAAGGACAAGCGCAUCGAGCGCUGGCACACGCUCACCAGCGAGCUCCCGGGGGCCGUGCUCAGCGACUAACGCCCCGCCCUGCCCGCCGCUGCCACACAGCCCCUGCCGUCACCUGGGCCCAGCAUGGGCCGGCCCUGGGCUUCCUCAGCUGCCACCGAGGGCUGCAGCCCCCUCGUUGGGGGAGAUCCAGGACACCCGCUUGGACACAGAACCUCUGCAGCCCCCACCUGGAGGGCACGAAGGGCCCAGCCACUCGAGGGACAGGGAGGGCGGGGAGCUGGGCCUGCUCUCAGCCCUCUGGGGCCCGAGAGGCCGGCGCUGGGAGGACCAGACCUCGGCCUCAGCGCCCACCUGGGCAGAGGGAAUGGGGCCGUCCAGGGCAAGGACCCUCCUAGAGGUCAGCAUUAAGGCCCAGGCGAGAGCAGGAGUGCAGGGGCGCCCUGGGGGGCAGCGGGAACGGAGGCGAGAGGCGGGCAGGUGGAGGACCACACCCUGAAGAACAGUUACCCCCAGAUGUGGCCAAACGGAGGCUGGCCGCAUCCUUCCUCGCCAGCACGGCUGCUCAGGUGUGAGGAAGUGGCCUGCCGAGAGCCUGCCGACGAACGUGGACAAAUGGACAAGUGCUUCUCUCAGCGGCGCAGGAGCCAGGGGAGCAGCGGAAACCAACUAUGACAGUGGGGGUGGGAGGGGGUAAGGGGCGAGAAAUGCCAAGACCAGCCUGGCCCGUGCAAGUGCCGCUGGAUGCUGCUGCCUGCUGGGAGGGUAGGGAAGGCUUCCUGGAGGAGGUGGUGUUUCCUCGGGGCCUUGAAGGGUGAGUGGGGGUUCCUAGUUUCUAGGCGGACAAGGGGAAGGACAUUCCAGGCAGCUGAGUGGUCUACAAAGGCCUGGAGAUGACCCAGGACUCAGGGCCUCUCUCUGGGGGCCGAGUUUGUCAGACAGGAGCGGGCACUGGAGACACUGAUGCCGGUGCAGGGUCAAGUUCAGUCCUCACACCCAGCUCUCCCACUUUGAUCUUUCUUCUCCUGAAGGACCUGGAGGAGGGAGGCCACCCUUGGCCAGCCGCCAUGGAGGGGAGCAAAGGGUUCCUCGCCAUGGGGAGAAGCAAACAGUCCUCCUUGUCCUCACUCUCCCCGUCCCCGCCCCUCCUGGGUUCAGGCUGAGUAUUGUGGGCUUCCAGGUGGUGGCUCAUGGCAUCCUGGCCCUCCUGCAGCUCCGGAUGUCCCUGAUAGGAGUGCUGAGUGGCAGUUCAGGGCCUUGUCUCUGCAGCGCUGUGGGGCUGCUCUGCCCUCCAGGAGCUGAGAGAGACAGAGAGAGACACCUGCCUGGGGGGCCUGUCUGCUCCCCCAAAUCAGGCCUCCAGAAGGCUGAGAGUAUCUGAAUCUUGGGGCCCAGGCCUGAAGCCCCCAAACGUUCCCUGCCUACCAAGGGGCCUUCAGGAACGAAUGCAGAACCAAGGCUUUCCAAAGCCGCAGAGCCCUGGCGUGUUGAACCCUCACUGCACGAUGGAAACGCCCAGAGGGGGAAGCUGGCCUGCCCGAGCCUUCCAGCCUUCGCACAGCUGGAACCAGGACCCCUGGCACCCACCCCAGGCCCAGCCCAGCGCACUGGACACCACCCUUCAGGGCAAGGUGGGUGCUGGGCCCACCCCGCCUGCUGCCCACCUGCCCACGCCAGCAGCAGGGCUCCCAGGCACGAGGGUUAGACCUGCUGCUGCAGACACGAAGCACAUCUCCGUCCGAGGCCCGAGGUGAUGAUUGCAAUCCCACCAAGUGCCCAUCAGCCCUUUCCCAGCUUGCAGGGGAAGCAGGACUCCAGCCCCACACGGUACCUGCCACCUUUGCUGCUCACGGAGCCUCAGUCUCCCCACCGUUGGAGAGGCUCUGUGCUGAGUCAAGGUUUUGCAUGCGCUGUCUCAAUGAGUCUCACAACCCCGUGAGGUGGGCUCAAUUGUCAUCCCCUGGUUACAGCAGGGCCUGAGGUUCAGGGUCUGAGUAGUUUGCCAGGACCACGCAGCUGGGAGGGGUGAGCCACGACCCAAACCCAGGUCCUCCGGCUGCCUGGGCUCAGUGCUCCCCAGUGGCUUCCGUCCUGGGCUACUGGAAGCUCAGCAGAGAACCCAGGUGGAGGCUCAGUAAGCUCUGCUGCUGCAUAGUAGGGACAUGGGUCCUUGUCACCAUCCUGCCACCUCUCCUCUAGCUGGCUUUGAAACCGACUAUGCCACUUAAGCUUCCCCAGAAGUGCCCGCCCCGGCCCCAAAACCCUCUGGGGCUGCGGCAAGGGUCCUCUUUUCUCCACCCAGCUAGAACGGGGCGCCUCUGGGGGCCUAAGGUGAGAAGUGGCCUAUUUUUAAAGGGUGUCUAGGUGAGCUCUGGGUAUCUCAGCUUUGCUUUUGGAGGGGCUCAUUUAGAGAGGAGACUCAGGCUCUCUGAAGACACAGAAGUGCUGAAUGGCGGUGCUAGAAGUGGCUGCAAGCCCACCUAGCAUGCCUUCCUUAUUAGACGCAUGGGGAAACUGAGGCCCAGUGGUGGAAGGGGCUCAGGGCCCAGCCGGGACAACCACCCAGGACUCGUAGCACUAGCCCAGGCCCCCUGCUGCCCUGGGCGGUGCAGGAAGCUGGUCCAAGCUGACCGCAGGGACAGUCAGGCCGGGAGGCGGGGCUUCUGGCCAGCCAGGGUGGGUGCUCGGGCAGGGGGCCCCCCAGGGAGUCUCGGAACCGUCACCGGGAUCCUGGCACCGUUCUAGACCCCAUGUAUUUCUGUUCAAGAAAAAGCGCUUUGAGAAGCUGCAGAAUCGGCUCUGCCUUUGACCCCAAAGGGGCAUCUUUGGUCUGUCAGCCCCACAAAGACAGAAAAUCUGAUGCCAAAAAAAAAAAAAACGUCAUUCCAAAGUCAGGUGUCAGUACCAAGGGGGUCGCCGGGUGCCCGCGUCCACCUCCCGCCCUGGCCUCCGCCCCGCCCGCCGCCGCUCGCCAGUCCCCGGCGGGCCCGUCUUCCAGCCCUGAAGCGGUGGCCGCCUGACCUCCAGUGGCGAGAGCGAGGAACUGCACCCCGGCCCGCGGGGCCGUGCAUGCCCUGCCCCUUGUCCCUUCCCGGCCGAGGGAACCUCCCGAUGCAUGGACUCUGGCUGUCGUCCACGCAGACUCGCACUGCUUAACACCGUUUUGCUACCAUGUGACGGCUGCAGAAACUCCUCAAACUGCAGCCCCACGACACACUUUUUGUAUUUUUCGUCUGACCUACCCGAAGGUGUCCUUUUUAAGUCUUAUUUGUUAAUAUUUAUAAUGACAUAUAAUCCAAAGUAAAUGGAGACGUCACAUUGCGAUGA
Lemur catta (Ring-tailed lemur) is the source of this 4539-nucleotide messenger RNA. RefSeq names its product double C2 domain beta (gene DOC2B). Gene Ontology annotation, cellular component: membrane. Lineage: Eukaryota; Metazoa; Chordata; Mammalia; Primates; Lemuridae. The record is from RefSeq and is a predicted model, not a curated record. The transcript is spliced from 9 exons. Bases 46 to 1284 code for a protein of 412 amino acids.